Myotis davidii is the source of this 2213-nucleotide messenger RNA. It is a transcript of the gene GLRB, whose product is annotated as glycine receptor beta. Gene Ontology annotation, biological process: chemical synaptic transmission; signal transduction; chloride transmembrane transport. The coding region runs from base 25 to 1518 and encodes 497 amino acids. The transcript has 9 exons. Gene Ontology annotation, molecular function: transmembrane signaling receptor activity; neurotransmitter receptor activity; extracellularly glycine-gated chloride channel activity. NCBI's taxonomy places the organism in Eukaryota, Metazoa, Chordata, Mammalia, Chiroptera, Vespertilionidae. The record is from RefSeq and is a predicted model, not a curated record. Gene Ontology annotation, cellular component: neuron projection; postsynaptic membrane; synapse.
CCUCCUGAAAUUUAACGUUUCACGAUGAAGUUUUUACCGGCGAUUGCCUUUUUUAUUUUAAUUUCCUUGUGGGUUGAAGAAGCCUAUUCUAAAGAGAAGUCUUCAAAGAAGGGGAAGGGGAAAAAGAAGCAGUAUCUAUGCCCAUCCCAGCAGUCACCAGAGGACCUUGCCCGAGUCCCUGCCAACUCCACUAGCAAUAUCUUGAAUAGGCUACUGGUCAGUUAUGAUCCCAGGAUAAGACCAAAUUUCAAAGGUUUGNNNNUUGAUGUAGUAGUAAACAUUUUUAUCAACAGUUUUGGAUCCAUUCAAGAGACAACAAUGGACUACAGAGUUAAUAUCUUCCUGAGACAAAAAUGGAACGAUCCCAGGCUGAAGCUCCCCAGCGAUUUUCGGGGCUCAGAUGCCCUGACAGUGGAUCCCACAAUGUACAAGUGUCUGUGGAAACCUGAUUUGUUUUUUGCAAAUGAAAAAAGUGCCAAUUUUCAUGAUGUAACCCAGGAGAAUAUCCUCCUCUUUAUUUUUCGGGAUGGAGAUGUCCUUGUCAGCAUGAGGUUAUCUAUUACUCUUUCAUGCCCAUUGGACUUGACCUUGUUUCCCAUGGAUACACAACGCUGCAAAAUGCAACUUGAGAGCUUUGGUUACACAACUGAUGAUUUACGAUUUAUCUGGCAGUCCGGGGAUCCUGUUCAGUUAGAAAAAAUUGCCUUGCCUCAAUUUGAUAUUAAAAAGGAGGAUAUUGAAUAUGGUAACUGUACAAAAUACUAUAAAGGCACUGGGUACUACACCUGUGUGGAAGUCAUCUUCACCCUGCGGAGACAGGUGGGGUUUUACAUGAUGGGCGUCUACGCCCCGACCCUGCUGAUCGUGGUUCUCUCCUGGCUUUCCUUCUGGAUCAACCCGGACGCCAGUGCUGCCAGAGUGCCGCUGGGUAUCUUUUCAGUACUCAGCUUGGCCUCUGAGUGCACAACCCUUGCUGCUGAACUUCCCAAAGUCUCCUACGUGAAGGCUCUUGAUGUAUGGCUCAUUGCUUGUCUUCUCUUUGGCUUUGCCUCCCUUGUGGAGUAUGCUGUUGUCCAGGUGAUGCUAAAUAACCCCAAACGAGUUGAAGCAGAAAAAGCCAGAAUUGCUAAGGCUGAGCAAGCAGAUGGAAAAGGUGGAAAUGCAGCUAAAAAGAAUACUGUGAAUGGUACAGGGACUCCGGUUCACAUUAGCACUUUGCAGGUUGGUGAGAACAGAUGCAAAAAAGUUUGUACUUCUAAGUCUGACCUGAGAUCUAAUGACUUCAGCAUUGUGGGGAGCUUGCCAAGAGAUUUUGAAUUAUCCAAUUAUGACUGCUACGGGAAACCUAUCGAAGUCAACAAUGGACUUGGGAAAUCACAGGCAAAGAGCAACAAGAAGCCUCCCCCCGCCAAACCCGUAAUUCCAACAGCAGCGAAGAGAAUCGACCUUUAUGCAAGAGCAUUGUUUCCGUUCUGCUUCUUAUUCUUCAAUGUUAUAUAUUGGUCUGUAUAUUUAUGAUACAUUGUUUCCCAUUUCUAUAAAAAAAUCCCAUUCCAUUGUGACCAACCUCACUCGUCAAUGCCAAUCUGUGAAGAUAUAUUGCAUUUUGGAUGCCAUUUGUUGUAAAAACAAAACAAAACUGUGGCACCUUAAUUUUGAAUGGCAGCAUGGUCUUGUUACAUCUGUGCUCUAAAAGUGAUGUAUAUAUGUAUAGCAAACAUACUGCUUUAGGAAUAAAUGAAGGGUAAGCAUACUACAUAAAAUAAAAUUCAAAUCAUUCUCUGCAGUUAGUGUAAAUUGCAAAUACUUCAGAUAAUUCUGAUAAAAUGACCUGCACGCUGAAUCCUGUUAUGAUCACCAUUCUAAGAUAUGUAGAAUUUCAAAUUUCCUUCCUUGUAACUUUCAGAGAAAGCCAUCUUAUUCUUGUAUAAUUUUUGAUGGUUUUAUCACAGAUUAAGCAAAGUUAUAUUACAUAUUUAAACUUUGUAAGUAGAGGUAUAUCAGCUAUAAUUAUGUGGGCUCUGUGGAGAAAUAAAGUUUAGAAAUUUACUAAUUUGUAAAAUCAGCUCAUUUUAAAGUGUGUCUGUGUUGUCAAAAGGCCAGAUAAUAAAACACAGUAAUCAUUUUUGAAGCAAAGGGAUAUCUGGAUUUAUGUAAAUAUACUGAAUUCUGGCUUCUGAUAAGAUAAAAAUAAAGGCUAGAUACAUUGACUA